Molecule: messenger RNA, 1107 nt
Organism: Chroicocephalus ridibundus (black-headed gull)
Lineage: Eukaryota; Metazoa; Chordata; Aves; Charadriiformes; Laridae
Product: interferon-like
Exons: 1
Coding region: 1-579 (192 amino acids)
Biological process (GO): defense response
Cellular component (GO): extracellular region
Molecular function (GO): cytokine receptor binding
Source: RefSeq, a predicted model, not a curated record
AUGCCUGCGCCCACAACCCACCACACCCGCCUGCGCCACGGCGCCCCGACGCUCCUGCUCCUCCUGACGGCUCUCGCCACCACCCUCGCCUGCCGCCACCUGCCUCCCUGCCACUCCACCUUCCCCUGGGACAGCCUCAGCAUCCUCCGGGACAUGGCUCCCAGACCGCCACAGCCCUGCCAACACCAACAGGCGCCCUUCCCCUUCCCCGACACCCUCCUCCACAACAGCCACCCACAGCAAGCCGCCGCCACCGCCCGACACAUCCUCGACAACCUCUUCGCCACCCUCAGCGCACAGAGCACCCCCCAACACUGGGACGACCAGGCACGCCAUCGCCUCCUCAACAACCUCCACCGCCACAGCCAGCAGCUCCAGCAAUGCCUCGCACCCAACGGCACGCUCUCCCAAGGACAAGGGCCCCGCAACCGCACGCUCACCAUCAGCAAAUACUUCAGGCGCAUCCACAACUUCCUCCACACCCACAACCACAGCGCCUGCGCCUGGGACCACGUCCGCCUCGAAGUUCGCGCCUCUUUCCAGCGCCUCCACAACCUCACCCGCACCAUGUGCAAUUAGACCAACCGCCCCGACCAACCCGCGCGCACCCACGCGCCCCCGCCACCACUUCUCCAACACCGACGCGGCCCCACCGCGGGCCUCCCGCCUCCCCUCACCCGUGCCAAGAGCCGCUGCAACAACGGCCCUGCGCCCUCAGCCUCCACUGACCCCCUCCCCUAUUUAUACAACUCCCUCUAUUUAUUUUCACAAUGCCUUUUAUCUAUUUAUUCACCUAUUUAUUCCACAGACAAUAAAGACCUGUUGCAAAAACCGUGACACUGCCUCGCCUCUCACAAGCACAGCCACCAGCCUUUGGCGUGGCGGGAAGCCACCUCCACUCAACACCUACUCCGCUCAACCCCUGCUCCAAACAGGGCUCCGCACAUCCCGCGCCCGCUCUUCUCUUUGCCGCCUCCCCAAGGAGCCGCUGGCCUCAACCUCCUGCCAAAACCUCCGCGCCAGCCUUUAGCCAUCGUCAUCACCAUCGGCUCGGCGGCCCUCCCCCUCCUCAACACUGUCCACCUUCCACCCCGCUUCACAUCAACU